GUCGCGCCUACUCCAACAUGUAUGGCAUGUAUUGUCUAGUCGUUUUCUUUACCACCAUCAUUGCCACAUAUGGUUCCUUCAGCGAAAUUAUGGAUCAUGGCGCUACGUAUAAGGAAGUUGGUCUUUUCCUCAUAGUUUUCUAUUGCAUGAGUCUACUCUACAUCAUUUGCAAUGAGGCCCAUUAUGCCACACAAAGUGUGGGUUUGGACUUUCAAACGAAGCUGUUGAAUGUAGACCUUACUGUGGUGGACAGCGCCACACAAAAGGAGGUGGAAAUGUUUCUAAUGGCGAUAACAAAGAAUCCGCCUAUAAUGAAUUUGGAUGGCUAUGCGAAUAUUAAUAGAGAGCUGAUAACAUCGAACGUCUCAUUUAUGGCCACUUAUUUGGUAGUGUUGCUUCAAUUCAAAAUAACGGAACAAAGGAAUUACACUUUGAGGGGUGUUUGA
This is a messenger RNA of Rhagoletis zephyria (snowberry fruit fly), 446 nucleotides long. RefSeq names its product gustatory and odorant receptor 21a-like. The record is from RefSeq and is a predicted model, not a curated record. Gene Ontology annotation, cellular component: membrane. Gene Ontology annotation, biological process: sensory perception of taste. Lineage: Eukaryota; Metazoa; Arthropoda; Insecta; Diptera; Tephritidae.